Messenger RNA from Rosa rugosa (rugosa rose), 2238 nucleotides. Its product is annotated as protein FAR1-RELATED SEQUENCE 5-like. NCBI's taxonomy places the organism in Eukaryota, Viridiplantae, Streptophyta, Magnoliopsida, Rosales, Rosaceae. The transcript has 2 exons. Bases 1 to 2238 code for a protein of 745 amino acids. The record is from RefSeq and is a predicted model, not a curated record. Gene Ontology annotation, molecular function: zinc ion binding.
AUGGAAGGGGAUGAACUGAUUGUGAGGAGGCAGUGGGUCUGUUCAAAAGAAGGAAUGUUAAGGAUUAAGCCGAGGAAGGAAAAAGAUGUGGAUAAGGACAGAACCCCCAAGAAGCAGAACAUCGGCGAGGCGAAGAAAUUGAGGAGGAAUAUGAUACCGCGGGGGAGGAGAUACACUAGAGUGAACUACCCAGCUGCUUUCAACAUACGGUAUUGCAGGGAUAGGCAGCUAUACAAGUUCUUGCGGGCAAACCGAAAGGUUGAAGAGAGAGCUGUUAAGCAGGUGGAAAACCUGCAUCGCGCACAAAUUUACACUAGUGCGGCUUAUGAGCACCUGGUAGAGCAAGCCGGGGGGCACGAAUUUGUUGGGUUCUCGGCAAAAGAUCUGUACAACAUUCUUAAUAGGAAGAGGAGAAAGGAGCAGGUCGAUGGAGAUGCACAUGCUGCUUUGACCUGGAUGAACAUGAGGGGAAUGGAGUCAGGUAAGUUCUGGUGCAAGUACAGCACUGACGAAGAAGGGAGACUAGCCAAUCUAUUUUGGAGGGACGAACAAUCACUUUUGGACCACAGCGCAUAUGGUGAUAUGUUGGUUAUGGACAGCACGUACAAGACAAAUCUGUAUGGUAAGCCGCUUGUUGUAUUUGUUGGCUGCAACAAUCACAUAGCGACUGUUGUUUUCGGGUUCGCCCUUAUACGUGAUGAGAAGGAGGAUACGUACACAUGGGUGUUCAGGAAUUUUCUCGAGUCAAUGAACUAUAAACAGCCUGUAUCAGUCCUAACUGACGGAGAUGAGUCGGUCAGAAAUGUAGUAGUGCUUUUGAUGCUAGGAGCUCGUCACAGGCUAUGUGCGUGGCACAUUGGAAGAAACAUAGGGCAAAAUGUGAAGGAUGAUGCAACUCAAAAACUUAUUGGAAAAAUGAUUUAUUUGUCAAUAAGUGUUGGUGAAUGGGAGGCCGCCUGGCAUUCAAUGGUGGGUAGACAUGGCUUGUCUGACAAUGCAUGGGUGGCUAGCUUGUAUAACAAACGGGAAAGGUGGGCGGAGGCAUUCUUCAGAGGGCAUUUUUUUGGUGGAAUGUGCAGCACCCAGCGUGUGGAAGGCAUGCAUUCAAAACUGAAAAAGCAGAUUGGGAGGUACACCAGGCUGUGUGAAGUAAUGCCAAGAAUGGAGAGGACACUGGGGCGCAUUCGGAACCGCGUUCUCUAUGACAACUUCCUGUCGAAAAACAGCGCACCUGUGUACAAGACGCAAAUGAGGGGCAUUGAGGAAGAUGCAUGCAGGCUGUUCACACAUGACAUAUUUGUCAUGAUUAAGUCUCAGAUCUUGUUUGAGAGGAAGUUUGUGAUGGAACGUGAAGUAGCCUUCAAUAUUUCGGACUCUAUGAUGUUCUACCUUCGGCAAUAUGACAGGUCGGAACGGAAGUGGUGUGUUGAGUUCCGUUCAGACCCGGCUAAUCCGAAGUGGCUCUGUUCUUGCAAACUGUUUGAAUCAGACGGAAUUCCCUGCGGUCACAUUUUCAACAUACUAAAGUAUCAGCUUGUCUCUAGAUAUCCCAAAAGCCUGAUAUCCAGGCGGUGGACCAAGGCUGUGAGUGAAACGACAUUUGCACCAACACUGAAGGGCCGAACUGAUGAUAAGUCGGCAAAGGUUGCAUGGUAUUCUGGCCUCAUAUCAGAAGCCUCGAAAGCAUGCCAAAAUUACGCAUUUUCUGACGAAGGAUUCAAGGUGGGAAUGACUGAAUUUGUGAGGCUCAGUGAAACUUCGAGCGAAUUCCGUGUGGAUUUACCAACGGACACAUCAAAUGUGCCUCCAAUCAGCAACGUUGUGAGGGACCCAACACUAUCCCGUACGAAUGGGAUGCCUUCUAAUCCUUCCACAAACACUGAAAAUGGAACCACUGGGCAACGUGUGUGCCGAUUAUGUUUCAUGCCCGGUCACAACAGGUGCACAUGUCCUGGUCGAGAUGAAAUUGCUCCCGCUCGUGAAGAAGUGCCUUCAACGGGUUCAGUACCUCACCCCACAGAUUCAGUCAAUCAGUCCACACAUUCAGUAGCUGAUCCGGCAUCGUCAGUCCCUUAUCCAGCACGGUGCGUCCCUCAGCCAGACCGUUCCUUCCUGCAGCCUGCACCCCUGCCUAUGCUGAUGGGGAUGGCGUUAGCCAGAUGUGUGAUUUCGCAGAAUUCCCACCCUUCUUUGCUUCCCAGUAGUCAUCCUCACUUGGUGCUCUGCAUCUACCCUUGA